ACUAUCUGUGUCACUACGACCACUCGCCUCUCUCAGGACUAAAUCUGAGGACGUCAGCAGGAAAACAGAGUGAAAAUGAGCGGAGGAUGAUGUCAGAUCUUCAAGGUGAAUGCUGACCAGGAUAAGACCCUCAUCGUUUAAGUCCUGCCUGCAUCUACAGUAUAACCAUAAUGCAGUGUCCACAAAAUAUUGAUCAUGAAUACCAGGCUAAGCUGCUUAUGAGAAGACCUUCAGAGACCUGCACAACCAGUCCCCCUCCCCUCAAUCCCCCACAACCACUGGAGGAUAACCUGCUCCUCUCCCCUGCUCUACCUGUGUCCCACCCUUAAUCCCCCCCCUGGACUUUAAAGAAAACUUAAGAGAGGAGAUAUAUGCGAUGGCGGUCUUGAGAGUGAAGUUCACCAAGACCAAGAGGGACAAGCUGGCCCAGGUGCUAUGGAUCCUGAACUGGAUCUCAGUGGUGACAGGGGCCAUUCUGUUCAGCCUGGGACUCUUCCUCAAGGUGGAGCUCAACAAGCGGGAAGAGCUGAUGGCAGAGAGGGACAUCCAGUACGUGCCCAACAUGCUGAUUGCUGUGGGCCUCAUCGCCUGUGUCAUAAACUUCCUGGGUGGGAAGAUCUGCUACGACUGCGUGGACAGCACCAAGUUCUUGCGCUGGAAGCUGAUCAUGCUGCCCUACAUCAUAUGCACCUUCUUCUUCACCUUUUGCGUGCUGGUGGGGGCUCUGAUGUGCUACAGCAUGCGUGGGGAGCUAGAUGAGUCUCUGAACCUGGGCCUGACGGAGGCCAUGAGGUUCUAUAAGGACACGGACACGCCAGGACGAUGCUUCCUGAAAAGGACUGUGGACAUGCUGCAGAUAGAGUUCCAGUGCUGUGGAAACAAUGGCUAUAAAGACUGGUUUCAAAUCCAGUGGGUCAGCAGCCGUUACCUGGAUAUGUCCCAGAAAGAGGUGGUGGACCGAUUAAGAAGUAACGUGGAGGGGAAGUACCUGACGGACGGAGUCCCCUUCAGCUGCUGCAACACCUUCUCCCCCCGGCCCUGCAUCCAGCAGCAGAUCACCAACAACUCCGCUCACUUCAACUACGAGCACCAGGCGGAGGUGCUGAACCUGUGGAUGAAAGGGUGCCGCCAGGCGCUGCUGGAGUACUACACCCACAUCAUGCAGUCCAUCGGCCUCACGGUCCUCAUCACCUGGCUGUUUGAGCUGUCGGUGUUGACAGGUGUCCGUUUCCUCCAGACUUCUCUGGAAAACGUGCUGAGACAGGGCGACCCCGACUCUGAGUCUGACGGCUGGCUGCUGGAAAACAGCUUCAUGGAAACGGCCCGUAGCAACCUGAACAUCAUCAAGAGCCUUGGCAAGUGCAACCAGAUAGACACGGCCAACAAUGGAGACCCCAACAUCAAUGUUCCCUCCACCUCUAAAGCACACUAUGGGCCAGACAACGUGCCCCCGAAGCAAACGCCUGAAGCCAGUUGACAUUUCUCCGGCCUCAGUGAACAGCCUCCUUGAAGGCUGAAGCAAGGGCCUUCAUCCCGACUACUUAAAAAAAAAAAAAGACUUGUUCGUAUCGCAUUCAUCGGUAUGUAAUCCAUAUGAAUCAAAAUCUCUCCAUAGAUGCUCCCUUUACAUUGAUGCAUACAUCAUUAACAUACAUAAAUCACCACAAAUGUACAUAUUUUUCUGCACAUCUGUACACACCUGUACUGUAAUCUGUUGUUUACAAAUGAUAUCUUGCUGCCUGUGUAUUGUGUGGUUUUGCAACAGGUCAGUUGCAACACUGGAGUCAAAAUGAACUUGAAAUACAUCAUUGUUUGAUGAAGACAAGUUAGUGAUGGGGGUCAGAAGGUGAAGCCCACUUGUUUUUUUUCUGCCUGAUUUUGCCUGAAAGUAUGAUAUAAAAUGGAAUUACAAGAGUUUAGAAAAGCAGUUUGAAAGAUAAAUAAAUUCCACUAGUAGUGGAACAGGGUGAUCUGGCCUCAAGUUAAAUAUGUCUCGCAGUAUAAGACCUGGAGGAGCAUGAUGAUGACUUUUAGAUUAGUUCUGGGUGUUAAAGUCGAUUGUAACAUUUUUGGAUCCCUUCUGUGCAUUUUACCUUUAGCAAACACAUACAGUAUGGUCUUGCUUUCACUUUAGUUAAAAGCACAUAACCAGACAGAGAUCUGAUUGAUAACACAUUCUAAUAAUUUUCUAGAACUUUUGGC
Chelmon rostratus (copperband butterflyfish) is the source of this 2202-nucleotide messenger RNA. It is a transcript of the gene prph2la, whose product is annotated as peripherin 2-like a. Bases 377 to 1477 code for a protein of 366 amino acids. The transcript has 4 exons. Lineage: Eukaryota; Metazoa; Chordata; Actinopteri; Chaetodontiformes; Chaetodontidae. The record is from RefSeq and is a predicted model, not a curated record. Gene Ontology annotation, cellular component: membrane. Gene Ontology annotation, biological process: visual perception.